Molecule: messenger RNA, 3324 nt
Organism: Phasianus colchicus (ring-necked pheasant)
Lineage: Eukaryota; Metazoa; Chordata; Aves; Galliformes; Phasianidae
Gene: VPS16
Product: VPS16 core subunit of CORVET and HOPS complexes
Biological process (GO): intracellular protein transport; endosomal transport; vacuole fusion, non-autophagic
Cellular component (GO): lysosomal membrane; endosome; HOPS complex
Molecular function (GO): actin binding
Source: RefSeq, a predicted model, not a curated record
CCCAGCGUGGCGCCGCGCUGCUCUGUCCAUCCCCGGGGCCUGCCCAGCCCCGCGUGGCACCACCGCACUGUGGCGGCCCACAGUCGGUGCUGGGGGGCCUUUGGGGCCGCUGGGCCUCGUGCUGUGCUGUGCCCCCGCCGGCAGCGCUGUGCUGCGUCAGUGCAGCGCGGGCCGGGGAAGGCGGAGGCAUGGGCAGGGCCUGUGGCUCCUGGGUCCCGUCCUCUGCCGUCCCAGAACAUCGGACCGGAUUCCCACUGAGCUCUGUGCACAAGGAGGGCGAGUGGGGACGGGGAGUGCUGGUGGCUGGGUGAGACCGGCCGCAGGACGCGGGCUGGGGACAGGACGGGCUGGGAUGGCGGCUGCGGCCUGCUGCGGCCUUACUCAAGAUGGCGGCGUUUCCCCUUCCCUCUGGUCCUGCCCUCACUCAAGAUGGCGGCGCUUUCUCUUCCCUCUGGUCACUGCCCUCACCCAAGAUGGCGGCCGCCGUGGCGUCGGUCGUCACGGGGAGGGCGGAAGCGCAUCCUGAACUGUACCCAGCCGAGCGGAGCGGAGCCGCCGGGAGGGCCCGGCCCCGGCCGGCACCAUGGACUGCUACACGGCCAACUGGAACCCGCUGGGCGAAGAGGCCUUCUACCGCAAGUUCGAGCUGUACACCAUGGAGUGGGGCCUGAGGGAGGACCUGCGGGACUGCCUGGUGGCAGCUGCGCCGUACGGCGGGCCCAUAGCUCUGCUGAAGAACAACGCCAGGAAGGAGAAAUCCCCCAGCGCCCGCCCGCUGCUGGAGAUCUACUCGGCCUCGGGGCUGCUCCUGGCCAGCAUCCCGUGGAAGAGUGGCCAGCUGGUGCAGCUGGGCUGGACAGCCAGCGAGGACCUGCUGUGCAUUCAGGAGGAUGGCACUGUUCUCAUCUACAACCUCUUCUGCGAGUUCAAGCGUCACUUCAGCAUGGGCAACGAGGUGCUGCAGAACCACGUGCUGGAGGCGAAGGUCUUCCACACAGAGUACGGCACUGGUGUGGCCAUCCUCACUGGAGCGCACCGCUUCUCCUUGACCACCAACAUCGAUGACCUGAAGCUGCGCAGGAUGCCCGAGGUGCCAGGUCUGCAGAAGCCGCCCUCUUGCUGGGCUGUGCUGACCCAAGAUAGAGUGACCAUCGUCCUGCUGGCGGUCGGCCAGGACCUGUACCUGCUGGACAACACCUCCUGCUCUGUGGUGACACCCCCUGGCAUGAGCCCCUCCGCUGGUGCCUACCUGCAGAUGGCCGUGUCCUUCAACUACCGCUGCCUGGCACUCUUCACUGACACUGGCUACAUCUGGAUGGGGUUGGCCACGCUGAAGGACAAGCUCUGCGAGUUCAACAGCACCAUCCGAUCUGCACCCAAACAGAUGGUUUGGUGCACACGUCCCCGCAGCCGGCAGCGUGCCGUGGUGCUGGCCUGGGACCGGCAGCUCAUGGUGGCUGGGAAUUCCACGGAGUGCAUCCGAUUUGUCCUGGAUGAGGACUCCUACCUGGUGCCAGAGCCAGAUGGGGUCCGGAUCUUGUCCCGCACCUCCCAUGAGUUCCUGCACGAGAUCCCAGAAGCGAGCCAGGAAAUCUUCAAAAUCGCUUCCAUGGCACCAGGGGCACUCCUGCUAGAGGCACAGAAGGAGUAUGAGAAGGAGAGCCAAAAGGCAGAUGAGUACCUGAGGGAGAUAAAGGACCAGAAGCUGCUCCCAGAAGCAGUGAGCCAGUGCAUCGAGGCAGCCGGCUAUGAGCAUGAGCCAGAGACUCAGAAGUCCCUGCUGCGAGCAGCCUCUUUUGGGAAGUGCUUCAUCGACAAGUUCCCCCCGGAGAGCUUUGUGCGCAUGUGCCAGGACCUGCGGGUUCUCAACUCCAUCCGGGACUACCAGAUCGGCAUCCCCCUCACCUUCACCCAAUACAAACGACUCACCAUUGAGGUCUUGCUGGACAGGCUGGUCCUGCGGCGGCUCUACCCCCUGGCCAUCAGGAUCUGUGAGUACCUGCGCCUCCCGGAGAUCCAGGGCGUCAGCCGCAUCCUGGCCCACUGGGCCUGCUACAAGGUGCAGCAGAAGGACAAAUCUGAUGAGGAGGUGGCUUAUGCCAUUAACCAGAAGCUGGGUGACACGCCAGGCAUCUCCUACUCUGAGAUCGCUGCCCGAGCGUACGACUGCGGCAGGACAGAGCUGGCCAUCAAGCUGCUGGAGUACGAGCCACGCUCUGGGGAGCAGGUCCCACUGCUGCUGAAGAUGAAGCGGAGCAAGCUGGCCCUGAGCAAAGCCAUCGAGAGUGGGGACACAGACCUGGUCUACACUGUCGUGCUGCACCUGAAGAACGAGCUGAAUCGUGGCACCUUCUUCAUGACACUGCAGAACCAGCCAGUGGCUCUGAGCCUCUACCGCCAGUUUUGCAAGCACCAGGAGCGAGAGACGCUGAAGGACUUGUACAACCAGGAUGACAACCACCAGGAGCUCGGCAACUUCCACGUCCACUCCAGCUACUCAGAGAAGCGCAUCGAAGGGCGGGUAGGAGCCCUGCAGAAUGCUGUGGAUGAGUACUACAAGGCCAAGAAUGAGUUUGCUGCCAAGGCCACAGAGGAUCAGAUCAAGCUCCUGCGGCUCCAGCGACACCUCCAGGAGGACUUUGACAAGCCCUACCUCGACCUCUCUCUGCACAACACUGUCUCCACUCUGAUCCAGGAUGGCCACCACAAGAAAGCUGAGCAGCUGUACCGGGAGUUCAAGAUCCCUGACAAGCGGUACUGGUGGCUGAAGAUCAGUGCCCUGGCCACCCGCGGGGACUGGGAGGAGAUGGAGAAGUUCUCCAAGAGCAAGAAGUCGCCCAUUGGGUACCUGCCCUUUGUGGAGAUCGCUGUGAAGCACCACAACCGCUACGAGGCCAAGAAGUAUGCACCCCGUGUCACCCCUGAGCAGCGGGUCAAGGCCUUCAUCCUUGUGGGGGACCUGGAGCAGGCGGCUGACGCUGCCAUUGAGCACAAGAACGAAGCCGAGAUGAACCUCGUCCUGUCCAAGUGCUCUGCCUCCACUGACAGCGCCGUGAUGGAGAAGCUGAACCGCGCUCGUGCUCAGCUCCUGAAGAAGUGAGCCCCGGUGCCCCCCUCUGUGUUGGGGGGCAGGAGCUCGACCCCCCCAUAUUCUGAGGUCAGGACCCUCGCAGAGCUGCAAGGAGGGGUCCGCGGCCGGGAGCACCGCGGUAGCGCUGCGCUGUGGCUGCCUGCAGCCCCCUGCAGCCCCCUGCCCCCUCCUGCUGCCCCCCCUCAAUUCUCGGUCAAUAAAGAGCGAGAGCCUGCCGUGCUGCGUCCUGGUGG